AUGCAUGAGAUUGUCACACUCCAGUUGGGUCAGCGGGCGAACUACCUAGCGACCCAUUUCUGGAAUCUCCAGGAAUCUUAUUUCACAUACAAGGAAGGCGAAGAGUCGCCUGUGGACCAUGAUGUCCAUUUUCGCCCGGGAGUUGGAGCCGAUGGGUCUGAGACGUACACUCCACGGACAGUCAUCUAUGACUUGAAAGGUGGAUUUGGAACCUUGCGGAAGCAAAAUGCGCUGUACGAACUCACAGAAGACUCCUUGGCCGGCCAGGGAUUGUGGGAUGGCCUUGAGAUUGUACAGAAACAAGCACCUAUCUUGCAAAGCGAGUAUCAAAGAAGCUUAGAUCUUGGUACCACCGCCCCUCGUUUAACAUCAGAAACGGUGCGAUACUGGUCUGACUACAACCGGGUCUUCUAUCACCCACGAUCCAUUGUUCAACUUAAUGAAUAUGAGCUGAACUCCCAGGUCAUGCCUUUCGAGGAUUGGAACGUAGGUGAAGACCUGUUCAACGACCUCGACAAGGAGCAUGACCUCUUGGAUCGGGACGUCAGACCGUUCGCCGAGGAAUGUGACCAAAUGCGAGCUCUUCAACUGUUCACAGGUUCCGAUGAUGCGUGGGGAGGCUUCGCUGCUCGGUACAUCGAUAGGUUACGAGACGAGUAUGGAAAGAAGAGUAUCUGGAUCUGGGCUAUUGAGGAUGGGGCAAGAGUACAGCGACACCAUCAAUUCAAGAGGGACACGAAUAAGGCCAAGUCGCUAUACUCGAUCUCGCCUCAGGCAAAUCUUUAUGUGCCACUUGUCGAUAUUCCUCAGAAAUUGCCGAACUACCUCAGUGUAGACCGUCACUCUGAAUGGCAAAAGUCUGCUCUCUUGAGCGCCGCGGUAGAAACAGUGACAUUGCCCUCUCGACUACAGCCAUACCAUGACUUCGAGGCCUCCCUAGCCGGAGACGAUGGAAGACACAACAUUUACGAGCUGCAAUCAACCUUCAACCCCGAGAAACAAAUUGAUGACGCCUCCAGAUCCGACGACGAGGGCUCGCCUAAAGCUCGAACCAAGUUUGACAUUGACUUCACCUACGACAACGAAAACACCGAGACAGCAACUAUUUUCAACCAAGUUCAGGUCAUGCGAGGCAACGAAACCAAGACAUCCACUCAACCACCGGAAAGUGGUGACAUCGGUCAUCUUCGCAAACUUCGUUUGUAUAAUUCAGAGCCAAUGCUACAAAGUUACCACAGUCCACUCCGUCUACCCAUUCUCGACAGUUUCCCGCACGGCAUGUUUUCCGCGUCCCCGGCUAGUGCUGAUGGGUUGAGUCUCUUUACCGCAUUGACCGCGUCGACUCGGACAGCCGACCGGAUCAAAGCUAUUCAGGCCACUGCUGCACGGAUGCUAUCAGUGGAUGAACGAGAGGCAAUGGUCAACGGGCUGGGCGAGAUCCGGGAAUGCUAUGAGACGGGAUGGAGCAGUGGAUCGUCCGACGAGGACGAUGAUUAG
Molecule: messenger RNA, 1497 nt
Organism: Penicillium cataractarum
Lineage: Eukaryota; Fungi; Ascomycota; Eurotiomycetes; Eurotiales; Aspergillaceae
Product: misato family protein
Exons: 5
Coding region: 1-1497 (498 amino acids)
Biological process (GO): mitochondrion distribution
Cellular component (GO): cytoplasm
Source: RefSeq, a predicted model, not a curated record